Messenger RNA from Ostrea edulis (European flat oyster), 846 nucleotides. RefSeq lists its product as uncharacterized. The transcript is spliced from 4 exons. The record is from RefSeq and is a predicted model, not a curated record. NCBI's taxonomy places the organism in Eukaryota, Metazoa, Mollusca, Bivalvia, Ostreida, Ostreidae. Gene Ontology annotation, molecular function: protein binding. Bases 1 to 648 code for a protein of 215 amino acids.
AUGUCUGGACUGUCAAAGACCUUUUGUGGAGAGAGGGAACCAAGAGGGGCCUAUAUUUCUCGAGGAGAUUCAUUGACUUUCAGAUCCAAAUCAAACUUUUAUAAAACAGAUGAUGGAUUCAAGCUGCUUCUGACACCAUUCCAAAAAGGAACAUGCACAAGCUCUGAAUAUCGCUGUAAUGCUGGGCAGUGUAUAAACAGCAGAAAGAAAUGUGACGGUUACCGACAGUGCGGAGAGUAUGCAGACGAGUGCAAGAUCACCAGAACCACCUCCUGGAUUGCUGGCGUAGCUGUGGGUGUCAUUGCAGUUAUAGCUGUAAUCGGCAUAGCUGUUUUCUGCAUCAGGAGACACUUUAUUAAUCACCGGAGUUCUGGGGGCGUGGUCAAGUACUCUUCCCCACCACAGCAGGUAACAUCAGUACCUACAUACCAACAACCAGGGGUGAAUCCGCCCUACCAACAGCCGGUGGUGAACCCUCCCUACCAACAGCCGGGCACCGCUCCUGGGUAUUACCCCCAGGGACCAGUACCACCUCGCCAAGGCUACCCCCCACAGAAUACCGCUUACCCACCACCUUAUCCUGAGCAACAACAGCCUGGCUACCCUCCAGCUACAAAUCCCUAUCCCUAUGGAGCCCCUGCGCAAUAAUGAAGUUGUAGAGUUUUUGAGGUCUCUGUUGAUAGACAUCUCGGAUGUCUUAAAGUCUUUUGUUUCUAGAUGUUCAUUGGUUAUAUGAAGAAAAAAGAUCUGAUUUAUUCUUGCCUGUUUAGCCUGCUGAAGAGAACUAUAUCUUUGUGAUCUUUUUGAAUCAAUUUGAUUGGUUCAUGAUUAUUUUUGCACGGGGGA